CGUGGCUCUAUCCCAAUUCCACCUGGACCUGCUCCGACCGAGGGUCACCAAGCCCCAUGAUGGCUCUCCCCAUGCCAAUAAAGGCCGUACUUUCAGCUGGGACCAAGUACCUAUACUAUACCCCACACUUUGAUCUGAUCUGCACCCUUACGAGACAGGACUAACAAAACCAAACCAGAUCACCCCCACCCAGCACCUUAUCUACCACCCCUGCUUCGACGGCCACGAAUGCGCCCGCCUCGCACUCCCCAUGGACUGGAACCGCACCGAUGGCCAAGGAGCACAGGUCGCACUGGCCGUGAUCAAGCGCCCCGCCAAGGUCCCCGUCACCGAUCCGCGAUACGGCGGACCGAUCCUCCUGAACCCCGGGGGGCCCGGCGGUUCCGGGGUGAGUAUGGUCCUCAAGCGCGGGCGGCACAUCCAGACCGUGGUGGACGCGUCGGCGCAGGCGGCCGCACCGGGUGUGCAACCACCACAAGACGACGGGAAGUUUUUCGACGUGGUCAGCUUCGAUCCUCGCGGGGUCAAUAAUACCACCCCGCCGUUCUCGUGUUUCCGCGACUCGGCUGCGCGGCGCGCGUGGAAGAUGCAGGUCGAGGCGGAGGGGGUUCUGGGGAGUUCGGAGGGGGUGUUUGAUGCGCGGUGGGCGCGGCAUGGGGCCAUGGGGCUUACUUGUACGCAGUCGCUGAGUGGUGCUCUGGCAGGAGAGGAGGGGGAUGAGGAAGAGGAAAGCGGCGAAUGGAUAGGACGGUUCAUGAACACUCCGACUGUGGUUGCGGAUAUGGUCGAGCUCAUUGAGCGGCAUGGCGAGUGGCGGGAGCGUGAGACGGCGAGAAUACUUGGCGAGAGAGGCUCGCUGGAGGGGCCCGUCAGCAGCGAGGCAGAGACAAAGGCGAUCCUCCGGCGCAAUCGCUGGGUGCCAGGUCAGGAGAAGCUGCAGUACUGGGGGUUCUCGUACGGGACGGUCCUGGGAUCGACGUUCGCCGCGAUGCAGCCUCAUCGCAUCCACCGGGCGGUGAUCGAUGGCGUGUGCGACGUCAACGACUACUACGCCGGCGGCUGGCUCACGAACCUGCAGGACGCGGACGCGGCGUGGCUGUCAUUCUUCGAGCUCUGCAACUCCGUCGGUCCGGAGGUGUGCUCGUUCGCCUCCGGGCAGGGGGGCCUGCAGGCGACGAUCGAUCGCUACGAGAACCUCCUGACGACCCUCAAAGCGAACCCGGUCGCGGUCCCGGCGUCGGGGGCCCGCGGCCCGGACAUUAUCACCUACAGCGAUGUGAAGAUGUUGGCCAUGCAGGCGGUCUACACGCCGAUGGAGUCCUUCGAGCGGGUGGCGCGGUUCCUGACGGACCUCACUCACGGGAAUGGCUCCGCGUUUGCGGAGUACAAGCAGCGGGAGCGCCAGGACUGGCGUCGGACGCCCCCGUGCGAUCCCAGUGGUUCCAAGCCGUGUAUGGUUCCCGGUGAGAAUACCGACGAGGCGCAGAUGGGCAUCCUAUGCUCCGAUGGGCAGGAUAUCCGCGGGAUCGACAAGGGGAAGUUUAGGGACUACUGGCAUACGCUGCGUAACCAGAGUGAGACCGUGGGCGACAUCUGGGCUGAGAUCCGCUUCGGCUGCAUCGAGUGGAAGGCAAGGCCUGCAUGGCAAUUUGAGGGCCCAAUCGCCGGGAAUACAUCUCAUCCGCUGUUGUUUGCGGGGAACACCUACGACCCAGUCACGCCUCUCCGAAAUGCAUUCGCGAUGUCGAAGCAGUUUCCUGGGUCGGCUGUACUACAGCAGAACUCAGUGGGACAUUGUACCUUGAGCGGCCCGUCGUUGUGCUCGGCCAAGGUGAUCCGAGAAUACUUCCAGACAGGCGAGCUCCCCAGUCAUGGUAAGGUCUGUGAAGUGGAAGAAAAGCCUUUCCAUGUUCCAGGUGUGCAGCAAAGCAGCGGUUUGUCGGUCGCCGAUCUGUCCUUGCUCUCUGCUUUGCGCUCGCUGGCGCAGGAGGACAGGUCUUUCACGAGGGCUCCACCACUGAGCUUUUUCUGAGUUUGGUGUUGGAACACGCUGGGAUGGUUGCUCAAAUUCGGGUGAUCGAGAUCUGCACUUAGUUGAUAAGCGCCCUAUGGUCAAAACCACUUUGACCCUGUACAUCCGCUCGUAAAUAAUGCCACUGUCGAUGAAACUGGCUCUGCCUGGGAAGCACAAUCCCCGACGCUUAGUGACAGCCUCAUAAGCAUAGUAGGUCUGUCUCGACUUUCAAGACAAACUAACGCCGUUGGUUGAUCUUGGUCGGGAAUUCCUGCGUCUAGACACGAAUUCUUAGUGAUAUUGGGCGCUGCGUGUAAGCAUGUAUAGACGAGUCCGUGAUUAAGUCAAUGGCGAUAUUUUCC
This is a messenger RNA of Aspergillus uvarum CBS 121591, 2376 nucleotides long. Its product is annotated as alpha/beta hydrolase. The coding region runs from base 251 to 2032 and encodes 593 amino acids. Lineage: Eukaryota; Fungi; Ascomycota; Eurotiomycetes; Eurotiales; Aspergillaceae. The record is from RefSeq and is a predicted model, not a curated record. The transcript is spliced from 4 exons.